Molecule: messenger RNA, 918 nt
Organism: Exaiptasia diaphana
Lineage: Eukaryota; Metazoa; Cnidaria; Anthozoa; Actiniaria; Aiptasiidae
Product: adrenocorticotropic hormone receptor-like
Exons: 1
Coding region: 1-918 (305 amino acids)
Biological process (GO): G protein-coupled receptor signaling pathway
Cellular component (GO): membrane
Molecular function (GO): G protein-coupled receptor activity
Source: RefSeq, a predicted model, not a curated record
AUGGACCCAAACUGGACAUCUCUUUGCCCACCUAUGCAGACUUACUUCUUGAAUAUUCCUCGCGAUGUCAGCUACGAUUAUUACUUGCUUGUGGUGACCUCACUGAGUAUUUUUCUCAGUCUCAUAGCAACAUUGAGUAACAGUAUUGUCGUGUUUACUUUAUUGAAGACACCAUCUCUAAGGACACCGUCUAAUUUCCUGAUAGUUGGGCUCGCGGUUUCAGACUUUAGUACAGGUGUGGUGGUUUUACCAAGUUUUAUUUCUUACAAAGUGUCGGAGCACGCGCGUGAUGUCCAUGUCUUCUGUCCGACUGGCAUGCUAUACGUUGCAACUGGCACAGCUCUUUCGAUGAUAUCGUUUUUAACUUUAUCGACUAUCACUGCAGAUCGAUUCCUUGCAGUACAACUUCAUCUACGAUACAAACAAUACGUUACAACUAAGCGCUACGCUUUCCUUCUAUUUCUAUACUGGGGAUUCUGUAUUUUCAUCGUGGUCUGUAGGUUCAGGUUUUUCAACAGUUACACUUUAAUGACUGGAAUUGUACUCUUGUCUCUUUUCCUAGCCAUGGACGCAUUUUUCAUAUUAAAAGUAUCCAAAGUUGUGCACAGGCACUCUGUACAGAUACAAGCGCAGCAUCAGCAGAGUACAGAACAACCAUUGGAUAUGGCAAGGUUUAAAAAGACCGUCAAUGUAAUGUACUACAUUAUCGGAGCCUUUGUGCUGUGUUACAUGCCCCUCUUAGCAGCAUUGGUCGUUCUUUUUAUUAAUUCUGAUUUUAGUCUUGAAAUUCGUGGAUGGUUUACCAUAGCUGAAUUGUUUCUUUUGUCAAAUGCAGCUGUUAAUCCAGUCAUAUACUGCUUUAGAAUCAAGGAGAUAAGAGAUGCUUUCAAAAAACUAUUGCCCAAGAGGAGACAUUGA